Molecule: messenger RNA, 633 nt
Organism: Limanda limanda (common dab)
Lineage: Eukaryota; Metazoa; Chordata; Actinopteri; Pleuronectiformes; Pleuronectidae
Gene: cldn29
Product: claudin 29
Exons: 1
Coding region: 1-633 (210 amino acids)
Biological process (GO): cell adhesion; bicellular tight junction assembly
Cellular component (GO): bicellular tight junction; plasma membrane
Molecular function (GO): structural molecule activity
Source: RefSeq, a predicted model, not a curated record
AUGCCGUCUUUAGGGUUGCAGAUCCUGGGCGUCGGGUUGGCGGUGCUCGGAUGGAUAGGAAACAUCCUCAUCUGUAUGCUGCCCCUGUGGAAGGUGUCUGCUUUCAUCGGGAACAACAUCGUGGUGGCUCAGACCAUCUGGGAGGGCCUGUGGAUGACCUGCGUGGUGCAGAGCACGGGCCAGAUGCAGUGCAAGGUCUACGACUCCCUGCUGGCCCUGCCCCCUGACCUCCAGGCAGCCCGGGCCAUGGUGGUCAUCGCCAUCCUCUUCUCGCUGUUUGGCAUCCUGCUCUCCGUGGUUGGCGGGAAGUGCACCACCUGCGUCGGGGACAAAUCAGCAAAAGCCAGGGUGGCCAUCGCCGCGGGGGUCUUCUUCAUCCUGAGCGGGGCUCUGUGUCUGGUGACCGUGUCUCUGCCUGCUAACACCGUCAUUAAGGACUUCUACAACCCCCUGGUCCCCGAUGCCCAGAGGAGAGAGCUGGGUGCUUGCCUCUACGUGGGCUGGGGAGCUUCGGGACUGUUGCUGGUCGGUGGCGCUCUGCUCUGCUGUCAGUGCCCGUCGGGUGGAGACCGCUACAGCGGAGCAAAGUACUCGCCGCCCAAAUCCACGACACCUGGGAAGGAAUUUGUCUGA